AUGUUGUCGAUACAGGACAUCGAUGAGGGGGAGAUUUGCUACUCGGCAAAGGAAAGCAACAAGGAAAAUAGGUCCCCCUACAAGGAAGCACACUAUUUCCGCUCACUUCAGAGCCAACUCGAUUCAAUGCCUGUUCCUGAUAAAGAUCUCGCCGAAACACCGGAGUGGAUGAGUGUGCAAUUGCUUCCAUAUCAACAGUACGGUCUUAAUUGGAUGAAAUGGCGUGAGGAAACGAGCACUGGAGGCAUUUUGGCCGAUGAGAUGGGACUUGGGAAAACAACACCGGCGAUUUCUCUCAUCACUUCGUUUUUGAUCGCAUUACAGAAUAAGAAAUUUCUCAAGAUAGCCAAGGAAAAUCAAAAGCGUUUAGUAAACAAAGCAAUUCAAGAUUCUGGAAGAAAAAUGACGGGAACUUUCUCCACUUUGGUGGUCGUUCCCGGUUCGGUUUUGAAUCAAUGGCAACAAGAACUGAAAGACAAGGUGACUUGUCUUUUCGAGAUUAAGUUACGCCAGGCAGAUGUUGUGUUGACGACUUACGAGAUUUUGAGAAACGACGUUAUUAGGAAAUCACAAGGGAAUAAGCUUGUUUUCAACGAACAUGCCGCUAUUCGCAAAGUCUUUUGGAAGCGGGUUAUACUCGACGAAGCCCACACAAUCAAAAACUUGGCAACUCAAAUCAACAGUGCUGUGAUGGAUAUCGAAGCUGAUUGCCGAUGGGCUCUGACGGGGACACCAUUACACUUCUAUGCACUAGUGAGGUUUCUUCGAAUCAUGCCCUUUGCUGAUCCCGGCUUUUGGGAAGAGAAGAUGAGCGACGAAACACACCGAACAAACUAUAUACAUCGUGUGCAUCUGGAGGGAGACGAGUCGAAAGCCUAUGAUCUAAUGCUGCUAGCAUCACAACAAAAGGUGAAGCAACUCUUGGACGAAAAAAGCGGCCAUUUUCCACGAUCGACGCGUUCGCAAGAUGUUCCAAAUGUCUUUGAAAGAGCCUUACAAGAAAAGAUUGGAAAGAUGAUGAUGCAUGUGAUUCUGGUCGUGCUUCUACAACUUCAACAAACCGCGAUCCACUUCUGUCUGGCUAAAGAGGCUUUAUCGAUGGACGCUUUCGAUGGAGUGCUUGGGCCCUUAAACGAAACAGAAGCCAAGGAUAUUGAUGGCGACAUUUCUUUAAUCAAGGACGAGAACAAGUACACCAUAUUCGACGCCAGCGUGAGAAGCAAGAAAUUGCAAAAGGUUAUGGCAUUGAUUAACGACAUUGUGAAGAAGGGAGACAACGUCGUUGUCGUCAGUCAAUUCGUGAGCGUUCUGCGAUUGUUGGCCGUUUAUUUGAAUGAGGACAACAUUCGAUAUCUUAUCUUUGACGGAUCGCUCAAUCGGGACAAGAAAGGCGAAGUCAUCAAUGCGUUUGUGAUGGAGGAGCAGGUGCCCGUCCUCCUGCUUUCACUCACUUCGGGAGGCACCGGGUUGAACAUCCAGACUUGCGCCAAUAUGAUUAUCGUCGAGCCGCACUGGAAUCUCCAACUCGAAGAGCAAGCCUGCUCCCAAAUUCAUUGCCACGGGCAGAAGCAAGCGGUUCAAAUUCACAAAUUUUACUGCGAGGGAACGAUUGAGGAACGAGUAGUGCAGCUACGGGAAAACAAGUUGAAGCUAGUAUCAGGAAUCUUAUCAGGACGAACUGAAAAGGGGAAUACAUUGACGUUGGACGACUUGCACUUCUUGUUUUCGAUGGAUAAGAUAAUGCCAGCCAAGAAGAAGAAAGCUACAGGUACUUCGGAAAUCAUGGAAAACUUUAAGAAGAAGCAACUGAAUCACAUGCCAACCUCUUCUGUCAAUAGGAUAUUGCUUGAGGCACUUCCUGAUGUCGUUUUCUAUGCUGUAAUGGAGAAACUUCCUGCACGGGUCAUCGAAAACACUGUUCGACAACUCUCAAGGGAUUGCUAUAGAAGGGUCGAGCUGCACAGAGCCAGACUUCCUCGUGUUUAUAUCGAUAAGCUUUAUGUUGAUGGGAACUGGUUUCGGCUUUUUAUAAGCGAUAGAGCAGAUGAUCGAUUGCAAUAUGCGGAAAGGAUUGAUCCAGCUAACUUAACUCAACAUUUGGAUAAUUUGAAAGAGCGUGCAACCUUUAACACCCUCGAAUUGCGGAAUGUCAAUUGGGAAAUGUUUGCAAAUUGCAAGUUCAAAUGCGAAGAAUUGUCUUGUUUUGUCAGUGGAACGACUCUUUCGCCGGAAAGAUUCAUGGAUAUUUUUCGCAGUAUAAGACCAACACGCAAGCUAGUUGUUUCUGCGUAUGGGGACAACCAAACUUUUCCUGUUACGAGAGACUUUUUCACCAAUAAUUAUGCGAUUGGAUUGCAAGAAGUUGGGCUGAUUGGUCACGGGAAUGCCAUGAUUGAUCCAUUAAAUGACACGAUCUUGUUGGAUUCAAUUCCUUUGAUUUUUUACAGUCAUUUUCAAACAAAUUUCGGGUGUACUCUUGAUGGGAUCUUAACGAUGAUCCGAGGCUGGUACACUUCAGGGCGUCAAAUUGAUAAAAUUGGCCUUCGAGCAGUUGGCGGGGAAGCAGAACGUCAAAAUUUCUUGCACAGCUUAUCUGGAUUGCAAGAUGUUAAACUGCUCUCCGACGAGGGUUACUGUCCUGUCCGCGCUUUAAAAAGAGCAAAUGGGGACGUCGUUGAGCUUCGUGUUUGCUGUAAUCGAAUAAGCCAUAUUAAAAUCUCCAUGGUUCGACUAGUGCCCGGCCCGGAGGCGGACUUGUAUAGGCGGUAUUAUGACGUAGGA
Messenger RNA from Mesorhabditis belari, 2781 nucleotides. The record is from the annotation of a GenBank genome assembly. NCBI's taxonomy places the organism in Eukaryota, Metazoa, Nematoda, Chromadorea, Rhabditida, Rhabditidae.